Messenger RNA from Trypanosoma theileri, 366 nucleotides. RefSeq lists its product as uncharacterized. NCBI's taxonomy places the organism in Eukaryota, Euglenozoa, Kinetoplastea, Trypanosomatida, Trypanosomatidae. The record is from RefSeq and is a predicted model, not a curated record. The transcript has a single exon. The coding region runs from base 1 to 366 and encodes 121 amino acids.
AUGAAGACGAUUCGUGUCGUACCUGUGGUGACGUCUGCGAUACGGCUCUUUCAUGGUGGUAGUGUUAGACAACGUCAGCCGCGACGCACAACGUAUCACGCUGUGAGUUGCGCCAAAUCAGGGAAAGAGCGGUUUGAUUUGGCGGAGGCACUACGUCGUGAUAGAGAGACUGCACAACGUAAUAGAACUCUUCCAUGGCGUACGCGUAUUGGUAUGAUUAAGGACUAUCCAUGGAAGUUUUUUUUAGCCUUCAUGCUAAUAUGGUCAUGGGCUGGAACUUAUGCCGUUCCCUACAUGAAAAAAAUGAAACGGGGUGAUGUCACAUCUCUUAGUGAUGACUGGCGCCAUUCGCAACAACGUAAAUAA